Molecule: messenger RNA, 1488 nt
Organism: Molossus molossus (Pallas's mastiff bat)
Lineage: Eukaryota; Metazoa; Chordata; Mammalia; Chiroptera; Molossidae
Product: nuclear RNA export factor 2-like
Exons: 19
Coding region: 271-1488 (405 amino acids)
Biological process (GO): poly(A)+ mRNA export from nucleus
Cellular component (GO): nucleus
Molecular function (GO): RNA binding; protein binding
Source: RefSeq, a predicted model, not a curated record
AGAUGGUUCAAGAUCACAAUUCCCUAUGGAAGAAAGUAUGACAAGACUUGGCUGAUAGAUUCCAUCCAGAGCCGUUGUAGUAUCCCCUUCAUUCCAGUGGAGUUUCACUAUGCGCAAAACAGGGCCCAGUUCUUUGUCCAAGAUGCUAGUGCUGCUUCUGCAUUGAAGGAUGUCAGCUAUAAAAUUUAUGAUGAGGAGAACAAAAAGAUACCUAUCUUUGUCAGUACUUCUGUACCCUACUCUGUGCAGGAUAAACUGAAGCCAGAAGAAAUGGAGCAGCUAAAGCUGACCAUGAACAAACGAUACGAUGUGUCCCACAAAGCUCUUGACCUCCAGAGUCUCCGCUAUGACCCAGGCUUUGCCCAUCUUCAUAUUAAUAUAAUCCUGAAUCGGAGAAGCUGCAUGGCUGCCACCCUGCAGAUCAUCGAAAAGAAUUUCCCUGAGCUGUUGUCCUUGAACUUGCACAACAACAGACUGUACCAGCUGGAUGGCCUGUCUGAUAUUAUACAGAUGGCCCCCACAAUCAAGAUCCUGAACCUCUCCAAAAACGAGCUGAAAUCCACCUGGGAGUUGGACAAGAUCAAAGGCCUGAAGCUUGAAGAGCUGUGGCUGGAAGAUAACCCCUUGUGCCACACCUUCCCAGACCAAUCCAUGUACAUCAGCGCCAUCAGGAAAUGUUUCCCCAAGUUGUUACGUUUGGAUGGCCAGGAUUUACCCCCACCAACUACUGUUAACAUUGACAGACCCUACAUAAGCAAGCCCUUGAAGGAAAGCUGUAAUGGAUCUGAUGUUCUGAAGACUCAAGUCCUGCAAUUCUUACAGCAAUAUUACUUGAUCUAUGACUCUGGAGACAGACAGCGUCUCCUUGGUGCUUAUCACGAUGAAGCCUGCUUCUCCCUGACCAUUCCCUUCAUCUGGGACAACCCAGCCAUAAGCAGCUUGUUUGAGUACUUCAAGGAUAACAUAAAUAUGGAGAUCCUCAAGGACCCCAACCUGCAUUUUCAGCUGCUGAAAUAUACAAAACAUGACAUCGUGAGCUCCCUCUGUGCAUUGCCGAAAACUCAUCAUGACCUCAGCUCCUUCCUGGUGGACGUUUGGUUCCAGUCGGAAAGGAUUCUCUGCUUUUGUGUCAGUGGGGUGUUCAGGGAAGUGGAUGGAAGGUCUCAGGGUACUCUUCGUGCUUUCACUCGGACCUUCAUCGUUACUCCUGCCAGCAAUUCCAGUAUAUUCAUCGUGAAUGAUGAGCUGUUUGUGAGGGACGCCACACCCAGUGAGAUUCAGAAGUCAUUCUCCAUCCCAGUGCCCACCCUCUCUCAGGAGCAGCAGGAAAUGGUGCAGGUUUUCUCCACCCAGUCUGGCAUGAAACCACAGUGGUCUCAGAAGUGCCUUCAGGACAAUGAGUGGAACUACACCAGAGCUGCUCAGGUCUUCACUAUGCUCAAGAUCGAGGGCAAGAUCCCAGAGGAGGCCUUCAAACAAAUCCCUUAA